Sporothrix schenckii 1099-18 is the source of this 957-nucleotide messenger RNA. RefSeq lists its product as uncharacterized. The record is from RefSeq and is a predicted model, not a curated record. The transcript has a single exon. Lineage: Eukaryota; Fungi; Ascomycota; Sordariomycetes; Ophiostomatales; Ophiostomataceae. The coding region runs from base 1 to 957 and encodes 318 amino acids.
AUGGCGUUCAAUCGCGCUGGAGGUUUUUCAUUCCAGCAAGAACAGGUAGCAAAUUCAUCUCCUUAUUCAAAUGCAAACUCUCGCGCCACCAACCCCGAUCGAACCAACGGCUGGCAUGCUGCCACCUAUUCCUCUUCCUCGUCUGCUACUUCACAGUCUCCCUAUUCUUGUUCCUACUCUACCUCGCCAGCUUCUGCCCGGCAGCAGACUUUCACCUACCCGUCACCUCAUCCUUCUUCUUCCUCUUCCUCCUCGACGCAAGGGCAUAACUUUAACUCGAAUUCUUUCUCCCAGCCCUUUGUCGACGCACAAUUCGACAUUUUCGAAUGGCACGUGCAAUACCAGUCGUGCAUCCGCUACUUCCUUGACCACGCCCAAUACUCGGCCCCAGUGCAAGCUGUCGCCGCCUUUGUCAACAUCCAGCUGCCCUUUCAACGAUCCGUCCACCCUAUACUCGUGUCUCCGCCAAGAAACAGCGCUCCUGGUGGGGGUCCAGCCUCGCGGUCGGCCGCAGCGGCAGCUGCCGCAGCUGCUGCAGCAGCGGCCGGCGGGGCCGCCCAACCGGCAGCCUUUGUGACACUCGUGCCCUACAUCCGGCGGCUCAUCGCGACCGCCUUUGACUUUCCGGCAGUGCUACACGGCUUCUUCGGCGAUGAUUGGAUGGCUGGAAUCGGCCCCAUCCAUGAAACCGAAAGACGAAACUACCUUUUUGCCGCCAAAAGCGAUAACUGGCUCAAAGUCAAGGCCGACUACGACAUGGACGAGAACCAAACCGUGCCCUUUCUACGGCCGCUGCAGAACGUGUCUGAAGACGAGAUUGUCAACGCCGAGACCACAUGGAGCGAGUGGCUGGCCAUGCAGGACUGGAUGCUGGGACCACGUGCGCCCGGUGAUGUCGGUAGCAGUGGUGGUAGCAUACGCGGUCAGCGUGUCAAUAUAAAGCGGGAAGAAGACUAA